AUGGAUGAACAAAGGAGACAAUGCGUGGCAGCUCACAGCAGCUACACUAGUGGGACUUCAAAGCAUACCAGGCCUUGUGAUUCUCUAUGGCAGCUUAGUAAAAAGAAAUGGGCCAUAAACUCAGCAUUCAUGGCCUUCUAUGCUUUUGCAAUGGUUCUUGUAUGUUGGGUAGGGUGGGGUUUCCGCAUGUCAUUUGGUGAAAAACUUGUGUUUUUCCUCGGAAAACCUGCGGUUGCGUUGGACGAGAAGUUCUUGCUUGGGCAAGCAUUUUUAGGAUACUUUCCAACAGCCACAAUGGUGUUCUUUCAAGGCGUUUUCGCGUGCAUCACGUUGAUUCUGAUCGCUGGUAGUCUAUUAGGAAGGAUGAAUUUCCUUGCUUGGAUCAUGUUUGUGCCCCUGUGGCUAACAUUUUCUUACACGAUCACUGCAUUUAGCAUAUGGUGUCCGGAUGGGUGGUUGGCCAAGCUUGGGGUAAUUGAUUUUUCAGGAGGGUACGUUAUUCAUCUCUCUGCUGGUGUUGCUGGUUUCACUGCAGCAUAUUGGGUGGGUCCAAGAAUUGACAAGGACAGAGAGAUGUUCCCACCAAACAAUUUAAUUCUGAUGCUUGCGGGGGCAGGCUUGCUUUGGAUGGGGUGGAGUGGAUUCAAUGGUGGAGGUCCCUUCGCUGUCAGCACUAUUUCAUCUCUAGCAGUCCUUAACACCCAUGUUUGCACAGCCACUAGUUUGCUUACAUGGCUACUUCUCGACGCUUGCUUCUUUGGAAAACCUUCUGUGAUCGGUGCUGUACAAGGCAUGAUCACUGGUCUUGUUUGCAUCACUCCUGCUGCUGGAGUUGUGCAAUGCUGGGCGGCAAUACUGAUGGGAAUUAUAUCAGGAAGUGUUCCAUGGUACACAAUGAUGGUUCUACACAAAAAGGUGAAGUUUUUAAGACUAGUUGACGAUCCUAUGGCCAUAUUCCACACGCACGCCGUUGCCGGAGGCCUAGGAGGCAUCCUCACCGGUUUCUUCGCCGUUCCUAAAUUAUGUCGCCUUUUUUACAUGGUGUCCGAUUGGGAAAAAUACAUUGGCUUAGGCUAUGGUCUCCAAAACGGUCGAACUUCUGCCGGAUUUCGACAAAUGGGAAUUCAACUAGGAGGAAUUCUUUUUGUUGUAAUUAUAAACAUUGCUACUACAAGCAUGAUUUGUUGGUUUGUUGCGCUGUUUGUUCCAUUAAGGUUGUCUGAUGAAGAAUUGCAAAUUGGUGAUGAUGCAAUACAUGGAGAAGAAGCUUUUGCAUUGUGGAAUGACGAGGAGACAUUUGAGAAUGCCAAGAGUAAUUCAGUUUUUGAAGCAGAAGAUGCCUCGUAUAUGAAAUCAAUGUCUUUAGGUGAUGUUCAAAUGGUAUGA
Molecule: messenger RNA, 1386 nt
Organism: Dovyalis caffra
Lineage: Eukaryota; Viridiplantae; Streptophyta; Magnoliopsida; Malpighiales; Salicaceae
Source: the annotation of a GenBank genome assembly